GAUUCCUGGGGACGAUGUCAUGGGUUCUCUUCCCCUUGUCUUUCAUGUGCAAGUCCAUUCUUCCUCCCCCCGCUACUAUUUUUCCCCAAGCCAGCUUCCUCUGCUCGAGUACUCGUACAGUACCGGUACUCGUACCCUUCCUUCCUUCCUCUCACCCCCUCGCAUCCCAUCUCUUCUAUUCUCUGGUACUCGUACUCAACCUUGUUCUCCCUAUCUCCUGUAACCAUGUCAAAGACGUUCAAAGCUACUGAGGUGGCCGAGCAUAAGAAGCCCGACUCGCUGUGGAUCAUCGUUGAGGACGACGUAUACGACGUUACAAAGUUCCAAAAUGACCACCCGGGCGGAAAGAAGAUCCUGCAGAGGGUUGGCGGCAAGGACGCUACCGCCCAAUUCUGGAAAUAUCACAACGAGGGGAUCCUGAAAAAGUACAAGGCACAGCUCCAGAUCGGAUCCCUGGAGGGCAAGGCCAAGGUGGAACCAAAGGAGGAGCAGGCUCUGGACACUUAUGGUGACCUCAUUCCUUUUGGCGACCCUGCUUGGUACCAGGGUUAUCAUUCACCUUACUACAAUGCGUCGCAUGCUGCCCUCAGGGACGAGGUUAGGGCGUGGGUUGAGGAGAAGAUUGAGCCCCACUUGAAUGAUUGGGAGAAGCAGAAGUUCGUUCCUGUCGAGAUUUACAAGGAGAUGGGUACUCGCGGUUAUCUUCCGGGUCUGCUUGGCGUCAAAUACCCCAAGGAAUAUACCCCGUAUAGCGUUGCUUCUGUUCCCCCGGAGAAGUGGGAUCACUUCCACGAGUUUAUUCUUACCGAUGAGCUAUCGCGUACCGGUUCCGGUGGAUUUGUAUGGAACAUGAUUGGCGGUUACUCGAUUGGUCUUCCUCUGGUAUUGAAGUUUGGUCGGAAGGAGCUUAAGGACCGAAUUCUUCCAGGAAUGGUUACUGGCGAGAAGAGGAUCUGUUUGUGUAUCACUGAACCCGGUGCGGGUAGUGAUGUUGCAAACUUGAAUUGCGAGGCCAACAAGACAUCAGAUGGCAGGCACUACAUUGUCAAUGGUGAGAAGAAAUGGAUCACAAAUGGUAUCUGGUCCGACUACUUCACUGUAGCCGUCCGCACCGGUGGCCCGGGCAUGGGCGGUGUUUCUGUCCUCCUCAUUGAGCGCGGCCCGGGUGUCUCCACCCGUGAGAUGGACUGCCAAGGCGUCCACGGAUCGGGAACGGCUUACAUCACCUUCGAGGAUGUCAAGGUCCCCGUGGAAAACCUCAUUGGCAGGGAGAAUGCCGGCUUUAAGGUUAUCAUGACCAACUUCAACCACGAACGCCUUGGUAUAGUCAUCCAGUGCACUCGCUUCUCUCGCGUCCUCUACGAGGAGUCAAUGAAGUACGCCAACCGCCGCCGUACAUUCGGCAAGAAGCUGAUCGAGCACCCCGUAAUACGUAUGAAACUCGCACAUAUGGCCCGUCAAAUCGAAGCGACGCACAACUGGUUAGAGAACAUCGUUUACCAGGGCUCGUGCAUGGGUGACACGGAAGCGAUGUUGAAGCUCGGGGGUGCCAUUGCAGGAUUGAAGGCUCAGAGUACCACAACCUUCGAAUUCUGCGCCCGAGAGGCUACCCAGAUCUUUGGUGGGAUCGGAUACACUAAAGGUGGUGUCGGAGCCAAGGUUGAGCGGCUAUAUAGAGAUGUUCGGGGAUACGCUAUUCCCGGUGGUAGCGAAGAGAUUAUGUUGGAUCUCAGCAUCAGGCAGAGCUUGAAGGUUCACCAGGCGCUGGGUAUGAAGCUGUAAGAUUGGGUUGGGUUGGUUAAUUUAGAUUGCUUUUGCGUGUAUGGGUUUUUACCUUUGCUGCCUGGUUAGUUGGUUGGGCUUUGGUUUAUUAGUAGAAAUUAACUACGGAUGCAAUUCUGCCGUAUUGCUAUUUUUGAUAUA
Tuber melanosporum (Perigord truffle) is the source of this 1923-nucleotide messenger RNA. RefSeq lists its product as uncharacterized. The coding region runs from base 226 to 1782 and encodes 518 amino acids. The record is from RefSeq and is a predicted model, not a curated record. Lineage: Eukaryota; Fungi; Ascomycota; Pezizomycetes; Pezizales; Tuberaceae. The transcript is spliced from 7 exons. Gene Ontology annotation, molecular function: flavin adenine dinucleotide binding; oxidoreductase activity, acting on the CH-CH group of donors.